Coffea eugenioides is the source of this 1764-nucleotide messenger RNA. RefSeq names its product BAHD acyltransferase DCR. The transcript has a single exon. The record is from RefSeq and is a predicted model, not a curated record. Lineage: Eukaryota; Viridiplantae; Streptophyta; Magnoliopsida; Gentianales; Rubiaceae. The coding region runs from base 96 to 1511 and encodes 471 amino acids.
CCACCUCCCAAGUGAGAGCACCCAGAAAGAGAGCGAGCUCUGAGUGACUCAAAUUUAGCAUCCACAAUACUAGAAAAGCAAAGGAAAACAAGAAAAUGCUUUUCUCUACCAUGUCUCGCACAACUACUGUCUCCAAAUGUAGCAUUUUUCCUUCUGAGGAUUCCACUUUAGGAGACCUUAAACUCUCCGUUUCCGACCUCCCAAUGCUCUCUUGCCACUACAUCCAGAAGGGCUGUCUCUUCACUCGCCCUCCCUUCCCCAUCUCCGACCUCAUUUCACUUCUCAAGCGCAGCCUCUCCACCACUCUCUCUCACUUCCCGCCCCUCGCCGGCCGGCUCUUCACUGAUUCUGACGGCCACAUUUACAUCACCAGUAACGACGCUGGCGUGGAUUUUACCCAUGCAAAUGCUUCCCACGUUAGAAUUCGUGAUAUUCUUGGCUCCAUUGACGUUCCUCAUCAAGUCAAGGAAUUCUUCUCGCUUGAUGGUAUGGUUAGUUUUGAGGGCCAUUUUAGGCCUAUUUUGGCGGUUCAGGUGACCGAGUUGGCUGAUGGAGUUUUCAUUGGCUGCUCCCUGAACCACGCCGUCACUGAUGGUACCUCCUUCUGGAACUUCUUCAAUACCUUUGCCGAGGUGUCUAGGGGAAUCAAGAGGAUUUCCAGGACUCCGGACUUUAGCCGGGAAUCUGUUCUGAUAUCACCGGCGGUGCUGAAACUCCCCACCGGUGGCCCCAAGAUUACCUUCGACGCUGACGCACCGGUGAGGGAGAGGAUAUUAAGUUUCACCCGGGAAUCUAUCUUGAAGCUGAAAGCUAUAGCCAACAACCAGAAAUGCGAAGUCAAUCGCGUCGUUGAAUUGAUGGGGAAACAGAGGCACGAUCCUCUAGCGAGGCUCGACGGCAAGAUGACGCCGUUAACCCAGCAACAGAAUAAGAGUAAGACUACUGAGAUUUCGUCAUUCCAAGCACUGUCCGCGUUACUGUGGCGGGGAGUGACACGCGCCAGGAAAUUACCAGCUUCCAAAACGACCACGUUCCGUAUGGCUGUGAAUUGCCGCAACCGGCUCGAGCCGAAGCUGGAGCCGUUAUACUUUGGGAACGCAAUUCAAAGUAUCCCAACGUAUGCUUCUGCUGGUGACAUCCUGGCUCAUGAUCUGCGGUGGUGCGCCGAGCAGCUGAAUAAAACUGUGUUGGCGUACGAUGACGCUACGGUGAGGAGCAACGUACAGGAUUGGGAACGGGACCCACGGUGUUUUCCCCUUGGGAAUUUCGACGGUGCGAUGCUGACUAUGGGAAGCUCUCCUAGGUUCCCCAUGUACGAUAACGAUUUCGGGUGGGGCAGACCCAUGGCUGUCCGGAGCGGGAAGGCCAAUAAGUUUGAUGGUAAGAUUUCGGCCUUUCCUGGACGGGAAGGCGGUGGGACCGUUGAUCUGGAGGUGAUUUUGGCACCCGAGACUAUGGACGGUUUGGAGUCCGACCAGGAAUUCAUGCAAUACGUGUCGUCGGGUUAUUAGUGAAACUGGAUGAGGAGGUCCUGCUAAAAAUAUCAUUUGGGCAAAAUUAAGAGCACCCGGAGCAAGAAAUCAAAGAUGAUGUGAGAGAAGAAAUUGUCUGAAAGUAAGGGUGGGGGAGAACGAGACAUGGGCUGAUUUUGACUCUUUUUUUUUUUUUUUUUUUGGUGGAGUUGUCGUGAUAUAUUCCUAUAGUGUCUUGUAAUUGUCGUUCUUAAUUAUGUCGUAAUCUAAUUAAUUAGACUUGAGUUUUAAC